AUGGAGUGGCGGCCGUAUCCAUAUCCCACCGAUAAAUCCCCCAUGGAGGGCACGACAGCCCAACACGAGGAGGAGUGGCUUCACGCGGCGUAUACCGACCCCAUCUUCACCCACCCGAUUGGAUACAGGGACAUAACUGAAGCUAUCAAGUUGGAACUCCUACAAAAGACCUUUUGGCCAUCGCUCGUAUCAUGGGUAGAAGCUCGUCAGAAAGUCCUCCCCAGCGGCGAGGUCCUAGGCGGUUGGUCUCGCGCCGACAUGUACGGCAUGAUGGACUGGUACCGACUGUGCUUCAACAUGACAUCCCGAUAUGAAGACGCUGUAGCCGCCCACGAGGACGGGAUAUGGAGGACUGUGAUUCUCACCUCCCCAUGGUGGGACUGGCCCGAGUUCGCAUAUCUAUAUGUCAAGACUAUCCGUGACGACAAGGGCGUUCCGCAGAGGGACGCAAAUGGCCGCAUCAGGAGGGAGAUGAGAGACCCGUAUGACGAUAAGCUCGAAGAUGAGUUCAUGGAUAUUUGGGAACGGGUAGCUAAUACGCGGCCGUUGAGGAAGCAUGCCAACGGACAAGUGUUUCUGCCCUGCGACAGGCUUUCGGUGUCCAGGACAGCGAGCACUGGGGCUGCCAUGGCUGCCAAAGCAAAUGGGAAUGGUUUUGCUUCAACUGGGCCCAGUCGGACAGCUCCUCCCCAGGCUGCGAGGUGA
Molecule: messenger RNA, 705 nt
Organism: Metarhizium acridum CQMa 102
Lineage: Eukaryota; Fungi; Ascomycota; Sordariomycetes; Hypocreales; Clavicipitaceae
Source: RefSeq, a predicted model, not a curated record